Monosiga brevicollis MX1 is the source of this 1110-nucleotide messenger RNA. RefSeq lists its product as uncharacterized. NCBI's taxonomy places the organism in Eukaryota, Choanoflagellata, Craspedida, Salpingoecidae. Gene Ontology annotation, molecular function: protein binding. The transcript has a single exon. Bases 1 to 1110 code for a protein of 369 amino acids. The record is from RefSeq and is a predicted model, not a curated record.
AUGCAGUCAGUGACGGCCCAUGUUGGGCCGGUCAUGCAUGUGGUUGUUUCUCAUGAUGGAAGCCGGGUGGCUACGGCUUCGCGCGAUCGCACAGCCAAGCUCUUCGAUCUGCGAGCGGAAACACCCAUCCGGACCCUGAAGGGACACGCGGAUCGCGUCAACGCCGUGUGCUUUAGCAGCAAUGAUCUCCUGUUGGCCAGCUGCAGCAAGGACAAGACCAUCAAGGUCUACAAAGCGAACACGGGGCAACUGGUGCAUACCCUGCGCGGUCAUGGAGGCGAGGUAUUCUCCAUCGCCUUUACCGCUGAUGGGGGCAAACUGAUCAGCAGCGGGGCCGACGCCAACGUCAUUGUUUGGGACGUUGAACGCGCCACCAUCGUGAAGAAGCUGGUCGGCCAUUCGGGCUCCAUCUUUGCCAUUGCUGCUUCACCAGCGGGCCGCCGCCUCAUCGCUUCAGGGGGUGAAGACACUGUUCUGAAGAUUUGGAACGCCAACACGGGCAAGCUCAUGCGCUCGUACGGCGGUCAUUCAGAUGCCAUCACAGGCGUUGCGUUUAGUCCACUUGAUUCGCACCUCGUCGUCUCUGGUGGCCGCGACGGCGUUGUUCACAUCUGGCACGUUGAGCACUCCUCAAUGAUGAAAAUCGUCACCACACAUGCUGAUGCCAUCACCCAUCUCGCCUUUGACCACGGCGGAUGGCUUCUCGCCACGGCCUCGGCCGAUGCAACUAUCAAGGUUUGGCACGUCGAUGACUGCAGCGAGGCCCGCACUUUCUCCGGACAUAAGAGUACCGUUUCUGCUUGCUGUUUCAGUCCCACUCAGCAUCUGCUUCUUUCUUCCUCCUGGGAUGAGUCCUUCAAGUACUGGGAUGUCACCGGUAGGCAUCCCGUGCCCGAUCGCGACGCGCAGCGUCCCUUUAAUGUCGAACAUACAGGACUGUCUCUGCCCUUGCACUUCGUCCUUGCUGAUUGCAACGGGCUGGGGAUUCACACAACUUUUAGGUUUGGAGCGUGUUGGAGACGAGCCUUUUGGCCAAGAUCUUGGCAAGGCAUGUCUCUCGCGUCUGUUCACCGCGCGGCCCAUUCACACAUACGCAUGGACAUCACGUAA